UAAUAGUGAUGUAUAUAGACUAUAUUAGUUUUUGAAUCUUCUCAAUUGCACUAAAAGUAUUCAACACUCACCGUCGUCCCUGUGAUGAUGUUGAAAAUAUUUAUAUUAUGUUUCUCUCCGCUGUUACUGGCGGACGCUAAUUCAGAAAUUGGACCCUUUCAUAGAACUAAGCCGGAAUUGGUUUCGACGUCAACAUCUUAUUCGAAAUCACCAGCAUAUAAGCAAGAACUAAAACCAGCGCACAGCGAUCCGCAUGACUACUUACAUAGAAAUAACAGAUACAGGAACACCAAUCCUGUGAGGAACCUACGUCAUGAACGCAGUACACCCAUACCAACGACCUAUCCCAUUCCUGAGCCGUAUUCACCAACUGAAGUAUCAAGCAACUCGGAGUUUCAAAAACAACGAAUAAAUUAUCAAAGUUCACUGAAGCAUCCACAAGCUGCAGACAACUCUGAAUCUCACCAUCAUAAAGAAAUACCUUCACAAAGCGAAAUUGAUAUCAAUGUAAAUAAAGAUGUCAAACAAGCAGACAUCAGUCCUGUAUACGCUGAAAUUAAGGCACCGUUUCCAUCCAGCUUUAGUACUCCAGAAAAGAAGUUAGAAGCGGGAAGUCUUGUAUUACCAAGCACACCAAAACCCGUGCACAUUCGCCCUGCCCGUCAUCGCUAUCAACCACCAACAACUACAACAACGCCGAAACCACCAACAACAAAACCACCAACAACUACAACAACAAACCCACCAACAACUACAACAACAAAACUACCAACAACUACAACAACAAAACCACCAACAACUACAACAGCGCCGAAACAACCAAUAUUCAUCAAACAGUCACAAGCCGACGUAUAUCCCGUAUUUGAGGAUAAUAGACACACGGAUAUUGGGCCCUACCACAGAAGUCAACGUUCACCGAAUUCAUGGGAUCUGCCCGUUCGUAACACGUCGAAUCAUGAAGGCUUGGAUUACUUUACAUGUCCACAGGAAUAUGGCUACUUCAUAGCAUCUAACCGUUGUGACGAAUACGUCGAGUGCAAGAAUUAUGUGUCAAUGAUGUUCACCUGUCCCGAGGGAUUACAUUUUAAUCCUCUUGCAAAAUGGACAGAUUACCCCUGUGUUCACCCGUCAGUGGCGAAAUGUAACCCAGCUUCCAUAAUUCGGAAUCCAUCUACCACAGCGGCUCCUAUUGUAACUACUCCACAUCCUGGAAGGUUCUCCGUUGAUUUCACGUGUCCACAACCAUACGGAUAUUUCGAGCAUUCUGAACAGUGUAGCGAAUAUUUUGAAUGCAAGAAUUACAAACCAAUACCAUACGCAUGCCCUCUGGGCUUGCACUUCAAUAUACAUGUGGAUUGGACAGACUAUCCCUGCGACCAUCCUUCAAAAGUGCAAUGUAACAAAGACCAGGAUACUACCAAUCAGCCUACUACCCAACCUGCACCUAUUGCCGUAUUGGCUGAUUAUUAUUGCCAGGAAGCGAAUGCGUAUUACUCUGUUGCUUCAAAAUGUGAUGAAUAUAUUGAGUGCAAGAGUUAUAUAGCAGUUCAACAUUAUUGCCCAGGCGGUCUUCACUUUAAGCAUAAAGUACAAUGGCCAAAUUCUCCAUGUGACUCUCCUUCAAUAGUGCAAUGUCAUAGAGGUUGGAUAUACAAUCCGAAUCCUACAACUGCAACAACUCCACAAAGUACAACCGUAACAGCUCGGCCUAAACCACCUAUGGUUGUGACAACCCGCCCACCACCACCUACGAUUUUAACAACUCGACCACAGCCACCUACGGUCGUAACAGCCCGAACGCAACGACCUGUAGUUGCAAUAACCCGCCCACGACCACCUACGAUUGUGACAACACGGCCACAGCCACCUACGGUCGUAACAGCCCGAACGCAACGACCUGUAGUUGCAACAACCCGCCCACCUACGAUUAGAACACCACGACCUACCGUUCGAACAACCUGGAGACAACCAACUACUGCUGCACCACGAUAUAGUACGACAGUACCACCAAGGAAGCCAUCCACCACACCGGCUCCUAUUGUAACUACUCCACACCCUGGAAGGUUUUCCGUUAAUUUCACGUGUCCACAACCAUACGGCUAUUUCAAACACGCUGAACAGUGUGACGAAUAUUUUGAAUGCAAGAAUUACAAACCAAUACCAUACGCAUGCCCUCUGGGCUUGCACUUCAAUAUACAUGUGGAUUGGACAGACUAUCCCUGCGACCAUCCUUCAAAAGUGCAAUGUAACAAAGACCAGGAUGAUACAAAUCGGCCUACUACCCAACCUGCACAUAUUGCCGUAUUGGCUGAUUAUUAUUGCCAGGAAGCGAAUGCAUAUUACUCUGUUGCUUCAAAAUGUGAUGAAUAUAUUGAGUGCAAGAGUUAUAUAGCAGUUCAACAUUAUUGCCCAGGCGGUCUUCACUUUAAUCAUAAAGUACAAUGGCCAAAUUCUCCAUGUGACUCUCCUUCAAUAGUGCAAUGUCAUAGAGAACCUUGGAUAUACAAUCCGAAUCCUACAACUGCCACAACUCCACAAAGUACAUUCGUAACAACUCGGCCACCUACAGUCGUAACAGCCGGAGCGCAACGACCUACAGUUGUAACAACCCGCCCACCUACGAUUAGAACACCACGACCUACCGUUCGAACAACCUGGAGACAACCAACUACUGCUGCACCACGAUAUAGUACUACAGUAACACCAAGGACGCCAUUUACCACAGCGGCUCCUAUUUUAACUACUCCGUAUCCUGGAAGGUUCUCCGUUGAAUUCACAUGUCCACAACAAUUCGGCUAUUUUGAGCACACUGAACAGUGUGGCGAAUAUUUUGAAUGCAAGAAUUACAAACCAAUACCAUACGCAUGCCCUCUGGGCUUGCACUUCAAUAUACAUGUGGAUUGGACAGACUAUCCCUGCGACCAUCCUUCAAUAGUGCAAUGUAACAAAGACCAGGAUGUUACAAAUCAGCCUACUACCCAACCUGCACCUAUUGCCGUAUUGGCUGAUUAUUAUUGCCAGGAAGCGAAUGCGUAUUACCCUGUUGCUUCAGAAUGUGAUGAAUAUAUUGAGUGCAAGAAUUAUAUAGCAGUUCAACAUUAUUGCCCAGGCGGUCUUCAAUUCAACCCUAAAGUGAAAUGGCCAUAUUCUCCAUGUGACUCUCCUUCAAAAGUGCAAUGUCAUAGGUCACAACCACCUACGAUUUUAACAACUCGGCGACAGCCACCUACGGUCGUAACAGCCCCAACGCAACGACCUGUAGAUGUAUCAACCCGCCCACAACCACCUACGAUUUUAACAACUCGGCGACAGCCACCUACGGUCGUAACAGCCCCAACGCAACGACCUGUAGAUGUAUCAACCCGACCACAACCACCUACGUUUUUAACAACUCGGCAACAGCCACCUACGGUCGUAACAGCACGAACGCAACGACCUGAAUUUGUAUCAACCCGACCACAACCACCUACGAUUUUAACAACUCGGCGACAGCCACCUACGGUCGUAACAGCCCGAACGCCACCUACGAUUAGAACACCAUCACCUACCGUCCAAACAACCUGGAGACCACCGUCUACUACUAUGACAUCGCGUCCUCUUUGGACCACCAUGUCACCACGAUAUAGUUCCACAGAAACACCAAAUGAUCUCCCUCCAGACUCAAUUCAGUUGUUCGGAUAUAAUUGCCCAGAAUCGGAUGGAUUUUACGCAGUUGCUUCAAAUUGUGACGUCUAUGUAGAAUGUAAGAGUGACAUAGCAAUUCAACACACAUGCCCCGAUGGUCUCCAUUUUAAUUCCAAUGCAAGCUGGCCAGACUACCCAUGUGGAUAUCCCUCCGAAGUAAAAUGCAAGGCUGGAGAUGUUGUUCAGGAGCCACGCCCUACCAACGAGUGCCCGCAUCGUAAUGGAUUUUUCCCCCCAUUAAACGGCGAUUGCGGCUCGUACCUCGUAUGCCACGCCGGUGUUGCCAUUCUCAACCACUGUCCGCCUGGGCUCGUGUUCAACUUCGAAAAAGAUGUCUGUGACUGGCCAGUUAACGUGCCGAGCUGUAACGAGCCUUCAGCAUUAAGAGGAUUCAUCUGUCCUGAGACACCUGCCGAUGCUGAAGAUGGGAUGAUCUACAAAUACAGAUACGGAGGAAGCUGCCGGAAUUUCGUCGCAUGCCAGGAGGGACGUCCUCGGCUGCUAAGUUGCGACGCAGGGCUUCACUUUGACGAGGAUAGCGAAAGUUGCGUGAUAUCGGACCUAGUUACCAAUUGUAACGCGGACUUUUAACGAUAACAACAAAAGCUAUACUUUAACAUCAAUGUUUGUAUCUUAAGUUAGACCAUUAUAGUACAAUCUAAUAUUAUAAAGCUGAAGAGUUUGUUUGUUUGUUUUUUUGAUUGUUUGUUUGAUUGAACGCGCUAAUCUCAAGAACUACUAGUCCGCUUUGAAAAAUACUUUCAGUGAUAGAUAGCCCAUUUAUCGAGGAAGGCUAUAGGCUAUAUUGUAUUUUCAAAAAAAUAGAGAUCCUUCCUGAAACUCAAAUAAAGUAAGGGGUACCCAAGGUGUAUAAAAAUUUUGUUUACAUGGCGUGCGCUGCAAAAAUUAUUGAUGUUACAAUAAAAUAAUGUAUUAAAAUUUUGCAGAACACAUCAUUUUUUACAGAAAGUCGCGACAGCAUAUCUUCUAUUUAUUUCUUCUAUUAGCAGAUAUAGUACCUUUAGUACUUUAAUAAAUUAUUUAAAUCAUAUA
This is a messenger RNA of Bicyclus anynana (squinting bush brown), 4737 nucleotides long. Its product is annotated as mucin-2-like. The transcript is spliced from 18 exons. Bases 85 to 4275 code for a protein of 1396 amino acids. Gene Ontology annotation, molecular function: chitin binding. The record is from RefSeq and is a predicted model, not a curated record. Gene Ontology annotation, cellular component: extracellular region. Lineage: Eukaryota; Metazoa; Arthropoda; Insecta; Lepidoptera; Nymphalidae.